Messenger RNA from Xyrauchen texanus (razorback sucker), 1365 nucleotides. Its product is annotated as gap junction Cx32.2 protein-like. Lineage: Eukaryota; Metazoa; Chordata; Actinopteri; Cypriniformes; Catostomidae. Gene Ontology annotation, cellular component: connexin complex. Gene Ontology annotation, biological process: cell communication. The record is from RefSeq and is a predicted model, not a curated record. The transcript has 3 exons. The coding region runs from base 297 to 1100 and encodes 267 amino acids.
GUCACCACGUUGAUAAUUAGGCUACAGUUGUAGCUACAGAUUAUUGUUAUUGAAUAAUCUUUGAAUCUCAGAAUCUUAAAACAAGCUGAUAAAGGAAAUACAUAUAUGUCAUUUUUCUUUUUCUUUCAAUAAUUAUUAUUAGUAGUACUAGUUUUAUGUGAAAGUUCACAUUAGCAGCCAUCUGUCCAGCUAUGCCAUAUUUCUGCAGGGUGGCAACAGAUGUAUUAAACCCACAAGGCAUCUAAAAGAUUUUUUUUAUCCACAGCAAUCAUUGGAAGCCCUGAGCAACUGAGAACAUGGGAGACUGGGGAUUUCUCUCGGCUUUACUGGAAAAGGUGCAGUCGCACUCCACUGUGAUCGGCAAAAUAUGGAUGACCGUCCUCUUCCUCUUCAGAAUCAUGGUUUUGGGAGCCGGAGCAGAGAGUGUUUGGGGUGAUGAGAGAUCUCACUUAGUAUGCAACACUCAAACACCUGGUUGCGAGAAUGUGUGCUACGACUGGAAGUUCCCCAUUUCACAUAUUCGUUUCUGGGUGAUGCAGAUCAUUUUCAUAUCUACUCCAACUUUGGUGUAUCUGGGCCAUGCAGUGCACGUUAUUCAUCAAGAGAACAAAUUGAGAGAGGAGCUGAAAAGGAACCCAGUUGCAAAGUCACCGAAAUACUCAAAUGAAAAGGGCAAAAUCAUUAUUAAAGGCAGCGUGCUGGGUAGCUACUUGACUCAACUGUUUUUUAAGAUCCUAUUAGAAGUUGCUUUUAUCGUUGGACAGUAUUAUCUGUAUGGAUUACUCAUGCAGCAUAAGUUCCACUGUGACCAAAAACCCUGUACAUUUGUGACCGAGUGUUUCAUGUCUAGACCCACUGAGAAAAACAUCUUCAUGGUUUUCAUGCUGGUUGUAGCAUGUGUGUCUCUGGCUUUAAAUGUUCUAGAAAUAUUCUAUUUGCUUUGUAAGAGGAUAACUAGGAAAAAACACAAAAAGAGAGAGAUAAUGUAUACUCACGAUUCCAGAUAUCCUUUGCCACUUCCUUUAGAACUAGAACCUGUUAAUGGCAUGAGACACAAUGAGCUAAACAUGGCCCUUCAAACAGGUGGGACCAAAGCAUAGUUGGUCUUGAUGGGGCCAGACCUCAGCUUUAGAUUCUGUCAAUGUACUAGUAAGGUUUUAGCAUGCAUGUCAAUAAGUAAUUGGAAAAUACAUACUUCCAAUGUAAUCAACAAUAUCAUUCAAAUCAAUGUUAAACUUAGCCUAUGUGGAAAUUCACUUUAUAUUAUUGUACACUAGAUGGUGCUGUAAUAUUUAUCAAUUUGCACACAGGCUGACUCUCCUGUCAUUACAAGGCCAGUGAUUUCUUUUUCUCUCUGUCAUGCCA